GUAAAUAUUGUCAAUUUAAUAUUUAACAGUUGCUGCAUUUGGUAGUUAAUCAUUCAUAAGUAUCCUUCAAACGCACCAAUUUCUAACCGCAUAACUAGUCAUACAAAUUUCUUAAAACCGCUAAAAACCGCAACUACACGCAUCCGCAAACUCUCGCAACCGCAGCCGCUGCGGUUGAACCAUUCAGACCCUUAAUAUGCCAACUUCGGAGCUACAUAUAUAUAGUACCAGUUGUGUCUCGGGUUUCCAGCUUUUUGAAGAGACUGUGGAUAUAAAAUCCAAGAACACCAACAGAGAGCUGAACUUGCGACUGAAGAUGGAAAUUCAUUUCCGUGGAGUAGGGUAGUCACUCUUUCUGUAAGAUUUUAAUUUAUUUUUUAUUUUUCUAAAACCAAAUCAUAUAUAUAGUGACACUGUUGAGAGACCGUUCAAUUUGGAUUUUGUUGAAACUGGGACAUUUAAGAAUUGUCUAAACUCAGACCGGUUAUGCAAGCCGUUUUAGAAACAUACUAGUAUUAAUCUCGUGCUAUGCACGAAUAUAUUUUUAAUUACAAAUAAGACUAAGUUUCAGUUUAUACAACUAAAAUUACAUUUAUAAAAUUAUUUUGAUGUUGUUAUAAGAAGUUGAUAUGCAUAGAUUAACUACGUACGACAUAUAAAAAAAGUUAGAUAUUUUUUUAAAAAUUACAAUGAUCUUAAUUAGCUUACUGAAUAUAACUAUUAUGUUUUACUUUUUAUAUCUUGUUUGUUCUCAUGUGAUUUUCUGAUUCGUAACCGGUAAUCUAUAGGUCAUUUAUCUUAUAACAUUCAAUAUCAAAAUACCUACAUUUUUUCUGUAAAACCUAUAUAUUGUGUAAUAGGGAAACAAUUAAAACAAUUAAAACAAUUACACUUUUACCUUUUAACAAAAUUUGUUCCCAUAUCGUACGUGUGUUUGAGUUUUAUCUUCCCCUUCUUCUUCUUUUUAGCUGGAUCUUAUCAUAAGCCGAAUCUCCCACCAUACAAAAAAAGAGUAAAAAGGUAUUACUGGAGAAUAUGGGUUGCUGAUAUUUUUCAACUGGAGAGUGAAACUCAAAACUGACUUGUUGAUGAAGUCACUAAUUUUGAAUUAUGGUAUUGAAAUCGAAGAGAAAGAGUGUAAAUUUUUGUUAAUCUGCUUACGAUCGAUUACGAGUUUGACUGCCAGUUAUCUAAUUUUAGGAAUGUAUAGGAAUAGGAAAAAGAAAAGGUUGUGGAAGAAAAGAGACGAUAGAGGAUCGUGGGUGUAGGAUAUAAUUUUAUUUUUCAUUAUUAUUUUUAAAUGAAUUUUUUAUUUAUAAUUAUGCCAUGUGUCAGAAUUUUUUUGGAAAAGUAACUUGUGCUUUAGUAUGUCUUUUAAUUUUGUGGUCUGCGAGGAGAACGCGGCCAGCCCUAAUAUAAUAGACAUGUGGUGAACUCACAGAGACAUCUCCAAAACACCACGUGGUGAGCAGUAACCGCUUCUCGGAAAGACCUAUGGUCUUCGCUUUAGAAACCUCUCUUUAUAUGUGAUAAUAACUUCCAAGGACAUUGGAACUAGAAUAAUCAGAACAUUCAAAAAAGGAAAAAUAAAAAGUUUGUCAAAGCAAAUUUGAAAACGUUGUUUUGUAAUCACUGGUCAAAAGAGAUGAUGGAAAGAAGAAGAACGGCUUUGGCACUGCUGCUGGUAGUGGUGGUUCUGACGUGGCAGAAGGGAACGAUGGCGAAGGACGCAAAAAGCGCCGCCGAAAUGGCAAAGAAAAUGGCAACAGAGACUGUUUCAUGGGCCGGUUGGGUCUCUGACAGAAUAACCACUGGACUUGGUAUAAAAAAAAAGGAACCAGAAAGUGCCGCCCAACGCACAAAAAACUACGCUUACAAGGCCGCACAAUACAUCAAAGACUCAGCGUAUGGCAUGGCUGGUGAUGCAAAGGAUAUGGCUUAUGAAAAGGCAAGCAAUGCAAAAGAAAUGGCCUCCGAGAAAACUGGCUAUGUAAAGGACAUGGCUUACGAGCAGGCUGGACAUGCGAAGGAUUAUGCUUAUGAUAAGGCAGGCAACGCGAAGGACAUGGCGUACGAGAAGGCGGGACACACGAAGGAUUAUGCCUAUGAUAAGACUGAUAAUGCAAAACAAGGGGCCUAUGAUAAGGCAGGGAUUGCGAAAGACAUAGCUUACGAACAGGCUGGACAUGCGAAGGAUUUUGCUUAUGAUAAGGCAGGGAAUGCAAAGAACAUGGCCUAUGAGAAGGCCGGACACGCUAAGGAUUAUGCCUAUGAAAAGGCUGGUGAUGUAAAAGAAGUGGCAUAUGAUAAGGCGAGCAAUGCAAAGGACAUGGCAUAUGAAAAGGUGGACAAUGUGAUAGACAUGACGUAUGACAAGGUGGGAUCUGCUUACAGCAGUGCCAAGGACAUGGCAUAUGAUAAUGCGGGAAAUUCAAAGGACAUGGCCUAUGAUAAAGCGGGUAAUGCCAAGGACAUGGCAUACGAGAAGGCGGAAAAUGUCAAAGACAUGACAUAUGACAAGGUUGGAUCUGCUUACGGCAAUGCCAAGGACAUGGCCUAUGAUAAGGCGGGUAACGUGAAGGACAUGGCAUAUGAGAAGGCGGGAAAUGUGAAAGACAUGACGUAUGACAAGGUGGGAUCUGCUUACGGCAGUGCCAAGGACAUGGCAUAUGAGAAGGCGGGUGAUGCGAAAGACAUGGUGUAUGACAAGGUGGGAGCUGCUUACGGCAGUGCUGAGAAAGCAAAGGAUUACGGGUAUGAAAAGACCGGCGAUGUGAUCAGGAUGGCCACAGACAAGAGCAGUGAAGCCUAUGAAGGAGCUAAAGAGAGGUCAAAUAGUGCCAAAGACAUGGUAGCUGAUAAAGGGGAAGGUGCAGUAAAGUAUGGUAGAGACAAAGCAACGGAAGCAAUGGAUGAAUCUGUUGAGUAUAUUAAAGAAAAAUCACACAAAGCUAAAGAUGGAGCGGCCAAAGGGUUCGGAGAAACCAUGGACAAGGUCAAGGAAACAUCGAAACACGCAUAUGAAACCGCAAAAGAAAAGGCUUCUCAUGUUGCCGAAGAGAUUAGGGAGCGUUAUGUUGAGCUCUAAAAUCAGUUUCUUAUACAAUUCCAAAUUUUAAUCAAAUCUAUUUUCCAAAAUGUAAACACAAUAGUCUAACAAGGAUCUUAGUAUAUAUUAAAGUCUCUUACAUUUCUUUCUUCUUGGGUGUUUGCUUAUUAUUGUGCAUCCAAACUUUAAACACUUGUCUUUUCAAAUUAAUCUCACGACAAAACCGAUUCACUUCACUGUCUUCUGGUUUACUCAUUCUCCAUCCAAUCUUCUCAGAAAACUCCUCCAUCUUCUCCUUAUGUUCUAUAUUAAACUUUGUCCUAAACCGUUUCUUCGGAUGGCAUUGAGACUGAUCUACUCCAUUACCACUAAAAGAUUUAUGAAACUGUUAAGAUCCUCUGUCGAUGACUCCGCCGGAUCUUUGCCUCCUCUAGCGAAGCUCAUCAUGACCGGAGACACGUGGCGGCUAACAAGCGGUCUUGGUGAAAGGCCAAAGCUGUUGAAUUUAACAACGAACAUGCCGUCGAUUUUGUUUCGGUGGAAGCUCCGGUGAAAAUCACAUGCGGCGCAAAGAAGUGACUCCGCCGUGCCUUCUUUUCCGGAAGACAUGAACGCGCCGCAACCGUCGAUCACGUGUCCACCAGAGCUCGCCGCGUGGUUCCGUUGGCAUUCUUUAUAUCUCACGCUCUUUGUCAGGGAAGUAGUUUGAGGCCUAACGUACGAUCUUGGAGCUGGAGCGGCAAAAGAAUUGGGGUUCGUAUCAAGAUCCGGAUCCGGAUUUGACCCGUUUCUUAUGGUGGUGGGUUCUCUUUUUCUGUGGUUUGGGAGCAAGUGUACGGAGGAAUACGAUGAUCUGGGGUUGAUGGUUUGCUGAUGAUUUUUGUCUUUCCAUCUCCCAUUUAUCAUUUUUCUUCUCUCUAACCUCCAUCUAUUUGAUCAUGAGCUUCUGAAAUGAAACCCUAAUCUUGUUUAACUUUUACUUAAACAAAGAUUGCAACUUUUUGUAUUUCUCUCUCUCUCUCUCUCUCUGAAGCCCUAGUUAUUUGAUUAAGAAAUAAUCAUAGCUCUAGCUUCUCAUUAGCUAAUCAUAAGAGCACCUCCAAUGGAGGCUCUUAAGCAAAGGUUCUUUAAGAAAGUCCAAAAAAUAAAUCAAAAAGAAAAAAAGUGAUGAUAACCGGUUCUUAAAAGAGAGGUUUUAGAAUUGGUAAAAACAUGUGUCCUUUUUUUAUUGGUUGUGUGUGUCUCUCUCUCUUUCUCGCCUCUUUCUCUCUUUCUCGUCUCUUUAUCUCUUCUUCAUCAUGUUUAAACCUCUAACCUUAAUUCUCUCUUCUUCAUCAUGUUUGAUUUCAUGUGUAUUAUCUCAAUUUAGGGAUUGUGAUGUUCUGGUUUGGGAAUUUAGGUUUUUUCAAAUUUGAGAAUCAUCUAAGAACAGAAACAUUCACACUUUUCUUGAGAGAAUCAUUGGUGGUUUCCCUGAAAAUCUUUAAAAAAAGAGACAUUUACACUUGCCUCUAUAGGAUUAACUCUUUCGAUCAAGGCACCAAGAAGGUAUGGAUAGAUAAAAGAACCGGUGGUGUUCAAAAGAAUACUUCUUUUCUCCCUAAUCUAUGUGUUGGUUUGAAUACCUUAGUUCCAGGACAGAAAGGAGGCAGCCGUGGCGUCAUCAACGAACGGAUAUUCCAUCUCCGGCGCCGGCGAGAAGUACUGAACUCUUUGUGUGUUCUGAUGAGCCCACGACGGCGACGACGAAGGAUAGUGAUGAUGAUGAUUGUAAUAGUUUCCACCAGCCGGAAUUUCCGCAGCCGAUGAACCACCAACGGAGGUUAUUGAGUUUCUGGCGGCUGCACGCCUCUCUUCCUUCUUGAAUCGGAUUCCACACGCAUUGCAUAACGACUGCGCCGAAUUAAACCAUUUGUCACAUCGAAAUAAUUAGUGAAAUGUAUAUACAUUGCUGAUUUUUAUUUAGUCAUACAAGAUAUAGAUAUGUUAUAAGUUGGAGACAAAAAUACUAAAUGAUAGCUUACAUCUUUAUCA
This is a messenger RNA of Brassica napus (rape), 5083 nucleotides long. RefSeq names its product late embryogenesis abundant protein At3g53040-like. The record is from RefSeq and is a predicted model, not a curated record. The transcript has 4 exons. NCBI's taxonomy places the organism in Eukaryota, Viridiplantae, Streptophyta, Magnoliopsida, Brassicales, Brassicaceae. Bases 1646 to 3088 code for a protein of 480 amino acids.